Trichophyton benhamiae CBS 112371 is the source of this 207-nucleotide messenger RNA. RefSeq lists its product as uncharacterized. The record is from RefSeq and is a predicted model, not a curated record. Bases 1 to 207 code for a protein of 68 amino acids. Lineage: Eukaryota; Fungi; Ascomycota; Eurotiomycetes; Onygenales; Arthrodermataceae. The transcript has a single exon.
AUGGAAGAGACGCUGCCGACACCACCCGCGACUCCGGCUGACGGCCGAGAGGCUGGCUCGGAAGCUGAGGUCGUCCAGACGAUUGACGCGCUGCUGGAGCGAUACCUCCAUCUGCUGGACGAGCAGCAGAAGCUCCAGGAAGCCAUAGGCAAGCAGUUUGCAAGCGUACGAGGGGGUCUAUUUUCUUUGCUUGGUUUUACUGGCUAG